Messenger RNA from Phaethon lepturus (White-tailed tropicbird), 409 nucleotides. RefSeq names its product toll-like receptor adaptor molecule 2 (gene TICAM2). Lineage: Eukaryota; Metazoa; Chordata; Aves; Phaethontiformes; Phaethontidae. The record is from RefSeq and is a predicted model, not a curated record. Gene Ontology annotation, biological process: response to exogenous dsRNA; positive regulation of natural killer cell activation; lipopolysaccharide-mediated signaling pathway. Gene Ontology annotation, molecular function: protein kinase binding.
AGACCCCACAAGCAGGGCUUCAGGAGUUUGCAGCAGUAAUGAAACUACUGAGGCUGUUUUCUGUAAGUUUGUGAUUCUGCAUGCUGACGACGAUGCAGGUGAAUCCAUUCAGAUCCAGAACCCGCUGCAGAAUAAGUUUUGUGUUAAAUCUAGAAUAAGCUUUGCAGCAAUACCUUGUAGUGAAUGUAUCUUGGAAAACUUAACUGAUGCUGUGAAUGGCUCUUCCCACACUUCCCUUGUCAAUGGUCUUAACAGCAUAAAUUACAAAUCUGUGAUACCUGUGAGGCCACUGAAUAACCCAUUACCCUGGAGAAGAUUUUAUUUUGCUUUGCAGGCUGUUAAUGCACUGGAAUAGGAUAGUCCUGGUUUUGCAAAACAAGCAGAGAAAAUUUUCCAGAAGUCUACAUAG